CUAAUAUGCCCUCAACAAAUAACGAAUCCCGAAGGAGUUACAUGAUAUUUGCAGAGAAAACAAACAAACAACGAAGCACGUAGCUGAAGUGGAACCACCAGAUCUCUCUCUCUCUCUCUCUCUCUCUCUCUCUCUCUGAGAAGAUGAAGUUUCCCGUUUCCGUCAUCUGUACCUUCCUCCUAUUCCUCUCUCUCUCCUCUCCUCAAGCUAGGGGCGAUGCUUCUGGUUCCGUUUUCUUCAUCGAUAGUUCAUCUCAUCAAUUUCUUCGCGCUAGAUCAUCCAACGAUGAGCAUCCUUCAAUUUCGCUUAAAGAAGUUGGCGCUGCUGUGCCAGUCUUGCUCGGUUUUGCUCCUCCUUCUACCCUUUCAGCCUCCAGCUCAUCCAAGUUGAAUGAAGUUUUGAUUCCUAAUCCAUUUAAUAGGCCUCGUGCUGUGUUUUUGCUGGAAGUGAAUGGAAUCAAUGGUCUUGAAAAAAUUGUCCAGGAUAAUCCAAUGUUCAGCAAGUCAUUGUGGGAUACAAAUUAUAUUGGUUCAGAUAGAGUUGACAUUCAACUUCCAGAUGAAAAUGACGUUUCUGUGUCUUCUUUGGAUGAGCAAUUGGAAGACUGUACCGAUAAAGAAAUUAGUGAUUUUUCAUCUUCGAUCGGUGGAUCAUAUGCCCCUGACGCCCUAGAGCCAUUAAAUGGAGUGCUUUCCGUUCCUUUGCCAAAUGGUGCCUUAGUGAAUCUUCAUAUGUCAAAGGAAGCAGAAAGAAAGUUUGUGAUAGGUCUUUUGUCUCUCACUCAAAAUGUCAAAAGGGCAAUUCAAAUGCAUCAUGAUUUAUCACAGACUACACUAAGUCCAGCUGAGUUGUUAACAGGUCGCUUCAAUGGCAUUAAGGUUUUGCAAGAGCAAGAUGAAGCUGAAAUUAUUGCUCAACACGGAGUUGAAUUGUUACUUGUAACUUUGACGAAGAUAUUUGGCUCAUUGCAAGAAGCAUACAAAGGUCAAAUUGUUGGAAUUAUCUAUUGUCAAACGGCCACUCCUCAAGAGUCCGCCAAGAAGUUUAAUGUUAUCCUUACUCCUCCUCACUACCAUAGGGCACGAUGGUUGGAAGAAGUAAAUGCACUGAAUACAACUUUUGCAGAAGUGGCAUUGGUUAGAAUAACCCUUGCCUGGAUAACAGGAAUAAUUUUGCUUGUUUCAACUCUUAUGGGGACAUGUUACCUCUUGUAUAUGCCAAUCACAAGGGACACACUUCUCUAUUCUAAUGUCAAGCUUGAUUAGGCUUGGAAACAAACAUACCGAUACAGAUCUUUUUGCCAAACCAGGGACGACUGGGCUCUGCCGUUCAACCUUUUGAUUAGGGGGAUUUUUUCUAGAUGCCUCUAAUCUGUGUGCAUUAUUAUAUUUAUUGUUGUUAAUGGAUCGGUGUAGCCAAUUUCUUAUAUUCAUAAUAUCAUGUAUCAGGUUCGAUUAGGAUUUAGGUCAUCAAAAUGAGGGGCUAUUAUAGAUGUGAAGCAUGGAUGUUGUACCCCCUUAUUCAGGAAUUGGAGUUGUAUUUGUUCAAACCAUUUCCAAUAAUAUGUACCUCAUGAUUAUAUUUCCGCCAUAUCCAAUAAUAUUGUACAAUACCAAAAUUUCAGAAACG
Molecule: messenger RNA, 1629 nt
Organism: Medicago truncatula (barrel medic)
Lineage: Eukaryota; Viridiplantae; Streptophyta; Magnoliopsida; Fabales; Fabaceae
Exons: 11
Coding region: 144-1265 (373 amino acids)
Cellular component (GO): endomembrane system
Source: RefSeq, a predicted model, not a curated record